This is a messenger RNA of Jaculus jaculus (lesser Egyptian jerboa), 408 nucleotides long. RefSeq names its product ER membrane protein complex subunit 5-like. Bases 22 to 408 code for a protein of 128 amino acids. Gene Ontology annotation, cellular component: EMC complex; early endosome; plasma membrane. The transcript has a single exon. NCBI's taxonomy places the organism in Eukaryota, Metazoa, Chordata, Mammalia, Rodentia, Dipodidae. The record is from RefSeq and is a predicted model, not a curated record.
GCCCGGCCGCUGGGUCCAGUCAUGGCGCCAGCGCUGUGGAAGGCUCUGCUUGCCGCGGGACUCCUGGCUCUCGCCCACGCGGCCUUCUCGGCCGCGCAGCAUCGGUCGUACAUGCGGUUGACGGAGGAGGAAGAGGAGCCGCUGCCGGCGGAUAUCGUGCUCCAGACGCUUCUGGCCUUCGCCCUCGCCUGCUACGGGACGGUCCACGCGGCGGGGGAGUUCAGGGACGUGGACGCCGCCUCCGAGCUCCGGAGUAAGACGGCUGCUGCCUUGAGGAGCCGCCCGUCCUUUUCCGUGUUUAACCACCGGGCGCGAGUCCUCUUCCGGUCUUCGGGUGCCGCGCUCGCGCGCCCGGGCCGAGCGUGCGGCCCGCCGGAGUCGCCGAAGCUCGGGGCGCUGCGCGGUUGA